Messenger RNA from Tachysurus fulvidraco (yellow catfish), 4232 nucleotides. It is a transcript of the gene trim32, whose product is annotated as tripartite motif containing 32. The record is from RefSeq and is a predicted model, not a curated record. The transcript is spliced from 2 exons. Bases 143 to 2146 code for a protein of 667 amino acids. NCBI's taxonomy places the organism in Eukaryota, Metazoa, Chordata, Actinopteri, Siluriformes, Bagridae. Gene Ontology annotation, molecular function: protein binding; zinc ion binding.
GUCCACCAAUCAUAUAAUUCGGUAGGCGGGCUCUUACUUAAAGCCCGAAUGACGUCAUCUCCGCAGUGCUCGGGUUGUUGAUGCUGCAUCACCACCUCAGGCUGACGUUGAGCUGUGAGCUGAGGAGUUUGUGAAAUGCAUCAUGGCAGCUGCAUCAUGUCUGGAUCCAGACCUGGUGCGAGAGGUGCUGGAGUGCCCCAUCUGCCUCGAAACAUACAAUCAAGAGCAACUCCGUCCCAAACUGCUCCAGUGUGGCCACUCCGUAUGCCGACAGUGCCUGGAGAAGCUCCUGGCGAGCACCAUUAAUGGCGUGAGAUGCCCGUUUUGCAGCAAGGUGUCCCGAAUGAGCAGCAUCUCACAGCUGGCUGACAAUCUCACAGUGCUGAAGAUCAUCGACUGCGCGAGCUCAUGCAGUUCAGCGGCCGGCCUUAUGUGCAAGUCCUGCAAGAACCGUCUGCCGCGUCACUACUGCUCCGACUGCUCUGUGGUACUAUGCGAUGCCUGCAAGGUGGAAGGUCACCAGCAUCAAGGACACUCGGUGCAGACCAUCCGUGCUGCUGCCGAACAGUGCCGGAAAGACCUCGGCGGAAGGCUGACAACUCUUCGAGAUACCAUGGUGAAUAUUCAAAAGAAGAAAGCGGCGAUCGAUAGCGUUUCGAAAUCCUUGCGUCUAAAAUACAAAGCGGUGCAGCAGGAGUAUGCAAAGUCUGAGCUGCAGCUUCAGGAAGAGCUCGGGCGAUCGCGCCGUGCUUUUGCGGCAUCCCUAGCAGAGGUCGAGAAGCUCAAUUCUCAGAUUCUUGAGGAGCAAUCGUACCUCCUGAACAUCGCCGAGGUCCAGGUUGUGUCUAGGUGCGACUACUUGACCAUGAGGAUUAAGCAAACAGACACCGCUCUUCUAGAAGAGGCAGGCGGGAACGACGAAGAAGAGCUGGAUGUAAAAAGCAAUCUCCCUGUACUCCUGAAGUUGCAAGAACCUGAGCUGGUCAAACAGGAGAACCCACAGUCGUUAGAUAUGGGGCAGCUGCUUACCAAACAGUGUACCGUGAAUACAGAUGAAGAGGACAGUCAGGAAUUAGCUGCUGCUGCUGCUGUCACUGCCACCACUGCUCCUGGAGUUCUGUAUUGUGAUGUCGAUAUGACGAGCACCAUAGAGGAAGCAGUGUGUGCCUCACCAGGCAGCUUUAAAUCCAAAUCCGUAGACGGGGGUGGACCUGCAACCGGAGGAGCGUCCGGAGGUCAGUUUUGUCAGUUUGUUAAGAAGAUGGGGUGCAAAGGGAACCUUCCAGGCAUGUUUAACCUGCCGGUGAGCAUCUGCGUAACUCCUCAUGGUGACGUUCUGGUGGCGGACCGAGGCAACUAUAGAAUUCAGAUCUUCAAUCGCAAGGGCUUCCAGCGAGAGAUCCGUCGCAACCCGAGCAGCAUCGAUAACUUUGUCUUGAGCUUCCUAGGUGCCGACCUUCCCAAUCUCAUCCCCUUGUCCAUUGCCAUCACCCCUCAGGGACUUAUCGGUGUCACGGAUAACUACGAUAACUCUGUCAAGGUUUACACGACGGACGGGCACUGCAUCGCAUGUCACAAGAACCAACUGAUCAAGCCAUGGGGAAUUGCUGCCAUGCCUUCUGGGCAGUUUGUCGUGUCCGACGUGGAAGGGGGCAAGCUCUGGUGCUUGGCGGUGGAUCGAAAUGUUGGGGUUGUAAACUACAAUAGGUUGUGCUCAGCUGUCAGGCCUAAGUUUGUGACUUGCGACUCUUCUGGGACAGUUUACUUCACACAAGGGUUAGGACUGAACAUCGAAAACAGGCAUAACGAACACCAUCUGGAAGGAGGGUUCUCCAUCGGGUCAGUCGGGACGGACGGCCAGCUUGGGAAACAGCUAAGCCAUUUUUUCUCCGAAACCGAGGAUUUCCGCUGUAUCACAGGAAUGUGCGUGGACGCCAAUGGGGACCUGCUGGUGACGGAUAGCGGCCGGAAGGAGAUCCUGCAGUUCCCCAAAGAAGGAGGUUAUAACAUUCUGAUUCAGGAGGGACUGACAUGUCCCGUCGGAGUGGCUGUCACACACAAAGGACAGCUUCUGGUUUUGGACUGCUGGGACCACUGUGUCAAGGUGUACACCUAUUUACAGAAGCGGCGCUCUUCGACUUGUUAAGAACGCAACACUUUAUUUCCUAGUCACUUUAACUCAAGGUCUGCAUCAUCUCAAAUAUUUUGUUGGUAGGGUUGAAAGAAGUGCAGAUGAAACACUACUGCCAGCGAGAGACGGGGGACAAAAUGGCCUCGCUGGUAUGGCAUCGGCUCCUUUUUUGUUUGUUUGCUUGUUUGUUUGUUUUUUUCUUUCGGAAAUACCGCACAACAGACGGCAAUAAGUUGACAAGUAUCGUCUUUUAUGUGGGAGCGUUUGUGAAAUUAUUAACGUAUACAAAAGCGUCAAAUUGGAGGACUGCAGGGUUCAAGUCAAGAGCUUAACCAAAUGGAAAUAUUAGAUCUGGAUGCAUAAACAUAAACUUGCUCAUAUCUCUUUCCAUCCACUGAUGUCUUCAACAUGAAAGUGCUCUCUCGUAUCAUGGAACACUUACGUAGUUUCAUCCUGCAGCAUAAAAUAUCAGAACUCAGUGUAACUCUUAUCUGUUAUCCUGUGGUAUAAAAUGAAUAUUAUGAUCUUGCACUUAAUAAAGUCAUCAACAUAGAUGUUGAUUGUUGUAGUUACCAAAGUAUUCUAAGGUCAGGAUUUCUCAGCAUGCGAUCCCUGCAAUAGUUUGUAAUUUCACCACAGAAGAUCCGACCUGCCGACCUUUAGGAAUCGUGCGUAGGUGCUCACACAAUCUCUUACAAGUUUACGUGGAAAAACAACUUGGGUUAAAAGAGCAGCAGCAGAUGAGGCUGGCGACGUAUGUACCGGGAAUUGCGUAGGAUAUACAAUGUUAGGUAACACCCCUUCUGGAAACCCCGCCCCUUCUUCAGUUAAUCACAUUUUUCGACAGCAAUCUCGACUUUUAACUUGCAGCCUCCGAUCUUGUCACAGGUGUACUGAACAAAGAAUUUAAGUUAAGACUUAAGACGUUCAACUUGGCCGGCGUUCAACCGUUCAAAGUCCGGGGUCUUUAUGGUAGAGUAUAAACCGAGUAUAGACGUGGUUAUUCUGUAACCAACAGCUGUGAAGAACUCCUGCCACCGCUCGUCUUUAAACAAACGUUUACAUGCACGCUUUCUUCUUUAGUGUUCUAGAAAAAAACGACACCGCAAUUAGCAGAAUGCGCACCGUACCAACCUCUCACACAACUACGCAUUAUUCCUCGUUACAUUUUGGCAGGUCUGGAAAACGAAUGCAGGACAAUAUCGACCAAGCAGUAUACAAUCUCCUACAGCGUUCAAGUGUCCUUGUUUUGACUUACAACUUGUUUUAUGAGCUGGAAAUAUUAAGCAUAUUAGGAGUCUUAAUCGAAACGUACAAAUUCAACGCAAUCAUACUCACUCGCUAGUUUAUUUCGUACCGUAAGCAUCCGAGACGCCGAUCCCAUUAGCAGACGACUAGACGCGUCGCCCACAGACUCCAGAGUUGUGUUUUUAAUCGUGCUGUUUAACGUGUGUAGCUUUUAAUAGAAUAAAAAUAAAGAUCUAAAAGAACAUCUUAAAAAAAAAAUAAUAAUAAUUUAAGAUGACAAUCCAGAGCGAGUUCGGUCGUUUAGUUGACUCCUUGAGGUUUGGCAUGUCCCGAUUUAUAAUUUUAUGGAAAUUGUUAUGAAAUUGUAACACUUUGUUUAUUUAAAUUGGUAAUUAAACAGCAUUUCUGUCUGUAAUGCUUUUUUGUUUAUCUACAAUAAAAGAAAACUUGACAAAAAAAAAAUAGAGCACUUUAGAAAGCACUUAACUGGAUAAAUACCUCCAGACUGCAGCCUCCAGGGUAAUUUGGGUGUUUUGAUAAUACACCAUGUUGGCAAUACUUUGAAUCCGGGACAUGCCGGAUUGAAACUGAGUCUCACAUAAGAACCGCAUCUAGUCUAGAAGUAACACGGUGACUCGAAACUUUCAACACUGUUAUCAUCCCACCCUUUAUUUUAAAAAUAAAUAAAUAAAUGUGUUUAAAAAAAACAGGGUGCUGUAAACACACAUUUCAGUCCUGGACACUACACGGUGACACCGUAGUCUCGCAUAGACGUCGUGAAGUAAAACUCUCCAAUUAUUUCUUUGUAUUUGUUCAUGAUCAGUUGUGUGCAAUAAAUUCAUUAAUAAAUUAA